Messenger RNA from Cajanus cajan (pigeon pea), 2234 nucleotides. RefSeq names its product putative WRKY transcription factor 31. NCBI's taxonomy places the organism in Eukaryota, Viridiplantae, Streptophyta, Magnoliopsida, Fabales, Fabaceae. Gene Ontology annotation, molecular function: sequence-specific DNA binding; DNA-binding transcription factor activity. Gene Ontology annotation, biological process: regulation of DNA-templated transcription. The record is from RefSeq and is a predicted model, not a curated record.
CGUUCAAAGGUAAGAGAGACAACAACAACAGUUCUGGUCAUCUUCUCAAGUCUCAGCUGUCCCAUUUUAUUGCCGAGUCCAUUGCAUCGUUUAUAAAGACUUCGCAGACUUCUCUCUCUUCAGUCUCUGUUGGAAUUUAUGGUUAGAGGUGGUGGACUCUCCAUGGAUUCAGAUCCAAUUGGGAGCUUCUUCCUCCACAAUAAGCCAAUUGUUCUCAACUCUUUCCCUACAGAAGACACAAACCACCCCAAGUGGAAACUUAGUAAUAACAUGGACGCCACCAAACCCUCUUCUUCACCCUUCCAAGUCAACCUUAGCUCUUCCUCAAACAACCAUGCCUCCAAUUCUCCUCCUUCUCACAACCACAUGAGAACCGAGAUGGACUUCUUCUCCGACAAAAACAUCCUCAAAGAUGACAACGUUCUCGCUUCUGCUUCUGUACCUGACAAUGAUCAUCAUCGUUCCACCACUCCACCGACGUUGGAAUUCAAAGUAAACACUGGUCUGAAUCUUCUUACUACCAACACUAGCAGCGAUCAAUCUAUGGUGGAUGAUGAGAUAUCACCGAAUUCAGAAGACAAAAGAACUAAGAAUGAGCUGGCUGUUCUUCAAGCUGAGCUUGAAAGAAUGAAGAGGGAGAAUCAAAAGCUGAGGGACAUGCUUGAUCAGGUUAACGCGGAUUACAAUGCACUUCAGAUUCAUUUUAUGGAUUUGAUGCAGCAGCAGAAGGCUGAGGAAGUUGGAGAACAAGAAGUGUUUGGUGGAAAGCUAGAAGAGAAGAAGCAAGGUGAGAGUGGUGGAGUAUUGGUGCCAAGGCAGUUUAUGGAUCUUGGGUUGGCUACUAAUGCUGACACUGAUGAGCCUUCGUCUUCAUCAGGGGGAAGAAGUCAAGAUAGAUCAGGAUCAUCUGGGAAUAACAACAUAGAAGUGGCUUCCAAGGAAUUAGGGACUAGUAAGAAUGAUGAAGGAGUUGUGUAUGAACAAGAGAAGAAGGAAUAUGGUAGAGUGAAUGAAAGAGAGGAUAGUCCCUCAGGUCAUGCUUUUGCUGGUGAUAAUAAAAUUCCAAGGCUCAGUCCUCCAAAGAAUAAUAAUAAUGUUGAUCAGGCUGAGGCUACCAUGAGGAAGGCAAGAGUUUCUGUUAGAGCUCGAUCUGAGGCACCCAUGAUCACUGAUGGGUGCCAGUGGAGAAAGUAUGGGCAGAAGAUGGCCAAAGGAAACCCAUGUCCUAGAGCUUAUUAUAGGUGUACUAUGGCUGCUGGUUGUCCAGUUAGAAAACAGGUGCAAAGGUGUGCUGAAGAUAGAACAGUCCUUAUCACAACCUAUGAAGGCAACCACAACCACCCUUUGCCUCCAGCAGCUAUGGCAAUGGCACAGACCACUUCCUCAGCAGCAAGAAUGCUGCUUUCAGGGUCAAUGUCAAGUGCUGACAGCCUAAUGAAUGCAAACUUCCUCACAAGGACACUCCUUCCUUGCUCUUCAAGCAUGGCUACUAUCUCAGCAUCUGCUCCAUUUCCAACUGUCACAUUGGACCUAACUCAAUCUCCAAACCCUCUACAGUUCCCAAGGCAUCCAAACCAGCUUCAAAUUCCCCUCCAAGGCCUCCCUCAGAAUUUUGCAAGCUCCUCAGCAUCUUUAAUGCCUCAGAUAUUUGGACAAGCCCUUUACAACCAAUCAAAGUUUUCUGGUCUUCAAAUGUCACAUGAUGCAGACCCUUCACAGUUUGGUGGCCACUCUCAGCAGGUUCCACCACACCUUGCUGACACAGUUGGUGCUGCCAUUGCUGCUGACCCAAACUUCACUGCAGCUUUGGCAGCUGCUAUCACUUCCAUUAUUGGUGGUGCUCAGCAACAACACAACAGUAAUAAUAAUAAUAAUAAUAAUAACAAUAAUGUCAACAUGACAGCAAGCAACAACAAUGGCAAUGGCAACAUCUCAAGUAGUAGCAACAACAACACCAAUGCAAGGCAAUAAAAUCAGCAAUUCCAACAGUUCUCCGAGGGAAUUAGUUGCCUUUCUAUUUUUUACGAAAUUAAUUUGAUUAAAUUAAGUUGAUUUUAUGUCUUUUUUCUUAAUUAAUUUGUUCAUUUGCUUUUGAAUCUUGGGAUUCAGGAAAGUUUUACUAUUUGACAUAGACAAUUUUUUAUUUGGUUAUAGACUUAAUAUAUAUCAGCUGUUAUCCCUCAGUAGUUCGCUGAAAACUGUAUACAAAAACAACGAAAAAUUUACACAUAAAA